AUGCAGUCAUUUUCAGUAAUUCUCUCCAUUUUAGGACUUGGGUUGCUUCAUGUAGCCAUUGGUGCCUUGGAUCCAGAUGGCGUCCCAUAUCCUGAUGACCCUUCGGUUUUGAACCAACAGGCAGGUAUAGCAAUAUUGAAAAACUACGAGCAUAAGAAAAGAACUGGUAUAUAUCUUCAUCAUUCAAAAAAGAGUGCAAAACUUACUCAACCCCAGAUUACAUCUUCCGACAAAACCUGUCUCCCACCGCAAAACUCGCAGACAAAAUCGUAGCUCAGAUCAAGAAAACAGAAGAUAUUACCAUCUGGAACCGCUACGCCAACUCCAACAACCCAAAGUUUCCAGGGCAAAACUUCGCUUCAGCCAGGUCGACAAUCGGUACCACAGAUCUUUUUAAAGUUGUGAAAAGACUUCCCAAGGGUUCACUUCUCCAUGCUCAUCUCACUGCUAUGCUUCCGUACGGAAUCAUAUUCCAGACAAUUCUCAACACGCCUGGAAUGGUAAUUUCAGCCGCAACGGACCUUGCAAGUGAUGCCAAUAAAAACAAUACGUCGAUAAACUUUGCUCACUCCAACACCACCGUGACCGCCGCUGCAGCAAGCAUUUGGACCACAUCUUACAUACCAAACACUCCGGUUCUUGUUACUGAAGCUGCCGAUGCAUUUCCAGGUGGCAGAGUUGCAUUCCUCGCCUUUCUGAAGGAUAGAGUCACACUAGGUAUUGACGACGCCGAACAAUCGGAAUUAGGCGUUGACGCUAUCUGGAAAAAGUUCCAAGGGAUCUUCGGGACGGUGGGUACGGCGUGGAGUUACGAGCCACUGGUAAGAUCGUUUUUGCAAGAUCUUUUUGGAAGUCUGGCAGAUGACGGGGUGCAAUGGGUGGAAAUUAGAAAUGGAGGGAAUAAUGGGGUUGUGAAGACUGGGGAUAGCGUGGCAAGUCCGGAUCCAGAUUACUGGUAAGCUUAUUCUCCGAGUGUCAAAAUUGGUAAUGAAAAGGCUGAUAAAUUGGUCACAAGGUACAAUCUCUUCCAAGACGAGGUUACAAAAUUCAAAGCCACGAGGAAGGGGAGGAAUUUCUGGGGUACCCGUAUCAUUUGGACCGUCUCUCGAGGUCGCGAAAGAGCGAGAAUCAUUUCAGAUAUGAAGAAUGCCUUGAAUUUCAAAGCUAAGUAUCCAGAUCUUAUCUCAGGCUACGAUCUUGUCUCGCAAGAGGAUCUGGGCCGUUCACUUUCCGAUCUCACACCAGAACUACUCUGGUUUCAACAGCAAGCCGGUGCUCGAAACCUUACGAUUCCGUAUUUCUUCCAUGCGGGUGAGACCCUGGGUGACGGAAACUCAACCGAUGAUAAUAUCAUCAGUGCUGUCAAGUUUGGCACGCGAAGGAUAGGACAUGGAUUCUCGUUAUUCAAACAUCCUACGUUGAUGGAUAUUUAUAAGGAAGAGAAUGUUGCUGUCGAGGUUUGUUUGAUUUCUAAUGAGGCCUUGAGACUCAAUGACAAUGUUUUGCAACAUCCUUUGCCGGCGUUGAUUGCAAAUGGUGUCUACACAGCUCUGAGUAAUGAUGAUCCCGCGAUUGAGGGACAGGAUGAUGCGGGGUUGAGCUAUGACUUUUAUGAAGCGAUUCAAGGGUUUGAGAACAUUGGGUUGGCAGGCUUGGUGAGUAGCACGCUUCUGGUCCUAUUUCUGAACAAGGGUUUUGACUAUCACUAGGGUAACUUGGCUCAAAAUUCUGUCCUCUUCUCGAAUUUCGAGGACCAGAAUAGUUAUAAAUGGUAUACAGAUAUAGAAGAAGGUGCGAAUGGAAGUGGAAUCAAGGCAGAUCAUGUUAGGGAGUGGAACAAGGAUUGGGAAAAGUUCUGCAAGUGGGUUGUCUCUGAGUUUGGUGCGAAGUACAACGCUACUGCUUGA
Messenger RNA from Hymenoscyphus albidus, 1907 nucleotides. The record is from the annotation of a GenBank genome assembly. NCBI's taxonomy places the organism in Eukaryota, Fungi, Ascomycota, Leotiomycetes, Helotiales, Helotiaceae.